AUGGAAUCAUCAUCUACUUCAACUAAGAUAAGCUCGUCACAAACGACAAGGCAAAAAGAAGACGUUUUUCCAAUGGAUUACUCCGUCGAGGAAACUUCUGUCGCUGCUGCCGCCUUGCUCAUUAUAAUAAUUUUAUGUUUAAUGGGAAAUACUGUGAUUUGCUACGUAUUCUUUUGGAAUAGACGAAUGUGGACUGAGAUGAACAUGUUUUUGGUAAAUCUUGCUAUUGGAGACAUCGCCAUGAGUUUAUUAUCGAUGACAACUCCAUUGCAAACAGCUAUCUCUGGGAAAUGGAAAUAUGGUGUUGGACCUGUCUGUCAGGUCAACGCUUUCUUUAACUCGGUUUUAUUCUGCAAUACAGUAUUUACUCACACUGCGAUCUCAAUAGACAGAUUUUUUGCUGUGGUGAAACCAAUGAGAAAGGUAAUGACCAGGAAAAAAGCCUUGUCUACAAUACUGGGGGUAUGGGUACUAUCGGUUGUUAUAUCACUAGGACCUCUGUUUGGCUGGGGCAAAAAUGACUACAACGCAUCCACUUUACAAUGCGGAUUUGACUUCCCAGAAAACUUGAAAGAAAACUUGUAUAUAUUAUGCCUUGCAUUUGUCGCCUUUCUGUUACCCAUCGUAAUAAUGAGUUAUGUGUAUGUGAGAAUAUAUUUGGUCGUGCGACGUCAUACAAAAAGAUUAUCGACAACAGUAUUUGGCAAUAGCCAGGAAGUUGCCAUUAAAAAACAGCGGAGAACUGUCUUGACUUUUUUCCUUGCUUUGAUGGUGUUUGUUAUUUGCUGGACACCUUUUUUUGUGUUCAUUGCAGUUGCUGUUUCAGUUCAGUCUCGUGAUGAAUUACCACAUGGUUUAGGAAUAGCGGCUUACUGGUGUGGUUUUUUAAACUCGGCUGUAAAUCCUUACUUGAUUGGUCUCAGAAGUGAAAAAUUCCACGAAGCCUUUAAACGUUUAUUUUGCUGUAAUUUUAAGGCCGCAAGUCACGAGAAUGAAGCAAGGUAUUAUUCAACUAAUCAAACAGUCAAUACUGGAACUGCAAAACAUGUCAUAAAAGAACAGAUCACUUCGCAUCGAAAUGGCCAUGAUUCCUUGGACCAUGUUAAUUCCGCAUUCGUAAACUUAAGCCUGUGCCAUGAUAAUGAUGAAACAGAUUCCGCUCCUCUUCGACAACCAUCAAAGGAUGUUGUUAUACAAAGAUCAAGAAAACAAGGCCAUCAUAAUGAUGCAGUGGCUUAUCCACAUUUUAUUCACAUGGUUCAUGGCAAAUUGUGGAGCGAGGCUACUGUCUGA
Porites evermanni is the source of this 1293-nucleotide messenger RNA. NCBI's taxonomy places the organism in Eukaryota, Metazoa, Cnidaria, Anthozoa, Scleractinia, Poritidae. The record is from the annotation of a GenBank genome assembly.